Porites evermanni is the source of this 2014-nucleotide messenger RNA. The record is from the annotation of a GenBank genome assembly. Lineage: Eukaryota; Metazoa; Cnidaria; Anthozoa; Scleractinia; Poritidae.
AUGUUUUACUUUUCAGGAUUUAAUAAUUCCUGUGAUUUGUCUGCUGUGUUGGGCAUACUGGCGAAUGCUUCCGUUUUUCAAACUCGCGUUCAAACCAUUUCGAAGGAUGUGCGUUCUGAAGUGCGAAAUGAAUGGGGUCACUGCAAUUUUGACCACUGGACAGAUCCAAAGAUGACGAAAAGUUUUCAGCUGAUAGAAAAUUUGCUUUGUGCAUUGGGACUUCCUAAGACACUUGAAGCUGAAGUACUUGCUGACCUUGAUAGCUGGAAGAAAAAUGGUAAGUCAUCAACAGACGUAAUGAUGCUUGUUUUAGUUUUUAAAAACGGUUGCCCCCUUUUUCCAGUGUUGUGUCCAAAGAGGUACUGCAAAUGCCAGCGCCGUAGCUAGUAUGAGGCCAACCGAGGCACUCGCCUCGGUAAAAUUUUGACGAAUUUCGCCGAUCAUUUUUAUUUUACAUAAGCGAUCAUCGGAUAUUUUUAACGCAUCAUGAUAUUACAAAGAAUUCAGCNUAUUUUUUUUUUUUGUUUUUUAUUUUUCUUUUUUAUAUACCAAUAAAAAAAUACAAAAAAAAGAAGCACCCAACCAACCAAAAAGCUCGAUGAGGCCAUGUACGGGGAAAAAAAUGAGAAAUGUGGGGGGGGGGGGGGGGGGGGGGGCAUGCCCCCGAACCCCCCUUAGCAACUCCCGCCUGCCUCGGUUGGCCGUUUGGUCUGGCUACGGCACUGAAUGCCAGUUUGUCGUGGGAUAUCCUGACUAAGUGCCUAAGACUAUAUUUUGCACUCUGGAGGACCUUUACAAAAUGGUCCAAAGUAGACAGUGAUCACUAUAAUAGAAUAGUGUUCGACCUAGUAAAAGGAAAUCACUUGACAGAGCAACAGUAGACCCCCUGUGAAGUGUACGAUCGUGGGCUUGAUUCCCACUGAGAUACACCAGUUUUCAAAUAUUUGCCUCACAUGAUUCUCUGAUUUCCUGUAAUAGGGCCAACCCGCAGUGUAAAUUUCAUGGGUCGUUUCUAACACUUUGAUUUUAUUUCAGAGUUUAUUAUGUGUUCUAUCAUUUACCCCAUAAGUGUAAUGCGGCACAAUAUUUAGAUAGUAGCCAUCCCUUAGUAAUCAAUCAGGAUCUACCGUACUGCCUAUGUUAAAAGGGCUAAUUGUGCUGGUAAAUGGCAUACCCCCGCUGUAUUGUCUAACUUAUUUCUUUUCCAUAUUUAGCAAUAUUUCAGUUGACUAAUAAAUUGUGUUCUACUCAGACAGACUUAGGUAUAACCUCCUAACCAAAACAAGCGUUGUCUCUGAGAACAUUUAGCUUUGAUGCAUUUCUUUAAUUAGUUCCUCCUUUUGUAGGACUGAAGUUGUGUAUGGGCCAUCCUGUUGAUGAGGAUUUAAUAAAAAUCGUCAGUGAUCAAGUUGCUAACCUUGAACAUGAGUUAGAAGUGAUGAGGAAGUCUGGUAUUGAUGAGGCUCAGAAGAUACGUGACGCAUUGCAUAGUGUCAAACUUGAGAUUGCGAAAUUCUAUAACCGCUUGACAAAUCUUGAGAAAAAUAUGGCGCACGUUGAAUUACGUCAAGACGCCCUAGAAAGGAAACAAGGUGAGACGGACUCUAAAGUAAGAGCGCUGGUAUCAUCUUUGGAAGGGAACUUAAACGCUUCAAGCAAUGAUAUCGCGUUUCUGAUCCCCAGUCGUAAUGAUUACUUUUACGGUCGUGAAGAUGAGCUGAGCUCCAUUGCCGAUAAUCUAAAAGGGAGAACCAGUAGGUUUGCUCAUACAGCCAUAUGCGGUCUUGGUGGAGUGGGCAAAACGUCACUUGCUCUUGAAUUUUGUUGGAGACACAAGAGUAAAUACCCAGGUGGCAUUUUCUGGAUUUCAGGUGAAAACAACAGGGUCUUUCAAAACUCAGUCAGAGAAAUGGCGCUUGAAAUACAGAUUACAACAUUUGAAGAUGACUUUUCAUUGACCUUAGCAAGAGCCCUUGCCUGGCUAAAGAAGCAAAGCCAGCUGUGGUGCUUGGUC